UUAGAACUUGACUUGCUCCAUACUCUUAUAUUUUUUGUGUCUCACACUAAAGAAAUGAAAGAUGCAUGAUUCUAAGGCUAAAUAGCUAGGAAGUAUUCAUUCAAACUUGAAUAUUCUUCAAAGAGAGUGUGGGGGCAACUCUAAUCGGAGGAAGAAACAUAAAGGAAGUAAACCCAGAUGUUUUCCACCAAAGUCCUCCUUUUGGCUGGUCUGAUUUCUACUGCACUGGCAGGGCCAUGGGCUAAUAUAUGUGCUGGCAAGUCUUCCAACGAGAUCCGGACGUGUGACCGCCAUGGCUGUGGACAGUACUCUGCUCAAAGAAGUCAGAGGCCUCACCAGGGUGUGGACAUCUUGUGCUCUGCUGGAUCUACUGUGUAUGCACCAUUCACUGGAAUGAUUGUGGGCCAGGAGAAACCUUAUCAAAACAAAAAUGCUAUCAAUAAUGGUGUUCGAAUAUCUGGAAGAGGUUUUUGUGUCAAAAUGUUCUACAUUAAGCCAAUUAAGUAUAAAGGUCCUGUUAAGAAGGGAGAAAAACUUGGAACUCUAUUGCCCUUGCAGAAAGUUUAUCCUGGCAUACAGUCGCACGUGCACAUUGAAAACUGUGACUUGAGUGACCCUACUGCAUACCUGUAAAUGGAAGGCCAAUGGUCAGAUCUUCAAAAUAAAAAGUCAUCUUAAAAACCUGGAUGCAUACCCCGCUCUUCAAGAAAUUUGUAUUCACAAAGGAAAAAUGCAUGAAGGGAUGGAUACUCCAUUUUCCAGGACUUGGUUAUUAUACAUUGCGUGCUUGUAUCAAAAAAUCUCACGUACCUCAUAUAUGUAUACACUUGUGUACCCACAAAAUUUUUU
Macaca mulatta (Rhesus monkey) is the source of this 849-nucleotide messenger RNA. RefSeq names its product leukocyte cell derived chemotaxin 2 (gene LECT2). Lineage: Eukaryota; Metazoa; Chordata; Mammalia; Primates; Cercopithecidae. The record is from RefSeq and is marked validated.